AUGUUUCUUUUCCUAUUCAUGCCGAUCGCAAUUUUCAAUUUUGUUUCAACAUUACAAUGCACAGAUAACUGUUCGAUGAGCUACUCCUUAGAUCAACCAUUUAUAUUACCGCGGAAUUGUAUGACGAGUUCAAGUUGGCGAUGCACCGCCAAACUAACGUUUUGGUUUAAUCGUCAUAAUUACACUGUCACAUUUCCGGGCGAGAUAAACAACGAUCCAACUAUCGGUGAUAGUAAGCAAUUUAUUAUGAUUGAAACUGCGAAAACGAAGUUCUUCUCCUAUGACAUUGAUCAUACAUGUGCAGAUACCGAUGAUUGUGCGCGUCAGUUCAUUGAAAUGAAAGUGCUCGAAAUGAGACAGCGGCCAUAUAACCUUUCAACUUGUUUCGAUACGAACGAUGCUGUUCGUCAAUGUGCCGUUUCUGGUAUGAUUGGUGCAUGUCAAAUCAUCGAUGAUUUAAUUAAGUACAAACUUCAUCGACGUUCAUGUCAACGAAGUCAUCAUGAAUCUGCGAGUGUGAACAUUUACGAUUCCGGUACUUUUGCGAUGAUGACUGUUAAAUGCAAUCGAAUGCUGUGUAAUGGUCCAUUAACAAUCGAAGCUGUGAAAAAAGUCUUGCAUAAGCAUAAUAUUACAACUGUAUCUGGUCGAUUACCAGGAGCGAGUUCGCAUAUGUCAUUGAAAUUCUAUUUCGUCCUAUUGAUGUUGUUUUUCUCGUCUCAAUUGUCGUAG
Adineta ricciae is the source of this 732-nucleotide messenger RNA. The record is from the annotation of a GenBank genome assembly. Lineage: Eukaryota; Metazoa; Rotifera; Eurotatoria; Adinetida; Adinetidae.